Molecule: messenger RNA, 1883 nt
Organism: Cryptococcus deneoformans JEC21
Lineage: Eukaryota; Fungi; Basidiomycota; Tremellomycetes; Tremellales; Cryptococcaceae
Product: glutathione transferase, putative
Exons: 4
Coding region: 184-1722 (512 amino acids)
Biological process (GO): cellular response to oxidative stress
Cellular component (GO): Golgi lumen; cis-Golgi network; fungal-type vacuole
Molecular function (GO): glutathione disulfide oxidoreductase activity
Source: RefSeq, a predicted model, not a curated record
AUCCCUACUGAUUUCCUCUAUGUUUCCUUAUCAAUUAGUCUCGUACACUUCAACUUCUUCUCACUUUUUCUGACAUCCACAUCUUUACAGCGAUCCAAUUUUACGUCUGUCGUAGCGUAGCUCAACUACCUACCAUAACUGUCGUUCUCAAGAAGCACCCGCGCGCAACUAACUCUUUCCACAAUGUCCGAAGUGGAUGUCAUUAUUAUACCCACUUUUCCCCCUUCCCCUCCUACGACAUCGUCGUCAAGAAUGAUAUCCACUUCGCCUGAGUGGUUCUCAGCACCCGUAAAGCCCCCUUAUAAGCCUUCUCCCCUUUCAAUUAGCAUACCGAUCAGUCCCUUAACCGUCAUGGACUCCGAGUCCGACUCCAACAUCAAUCAUCAGGAAGACGGGUCUCUUUCCCCCGAAGCCUCCACCCCGCCUCUUUCACCCUCGGAUGCAAUUUCAUCGGUUGACAUGACACGCAAAGUCUCGUCUUAUUCUACAUGCUCCAGUGGCUCUGACGGUGAUACCGAGGAAGUCAUUGUCACCCCUUCCUCUCAAAGCCCGUCUUCUCAAGGUCGAAAUUCCCCAAGCAGUUAUUUUGAUUUUGACUCCCGCAGAGGCAAGGAAGAUUCUCGUUCAAGGCCCCCCCGUGUUCCAGUCAGGGGACUAAUUGAGCCCAUGUGGAAACUAGAGGAAAAGGAGAAGUCUGAGGUCAAAGUCAAAUCUACAGGGACAAACAAACUUCUUGAGCCUUUCCAGAUGGCAUUUCCUACUAAAAAACAUACCGAUAUACAAUAUGUUUUUGACGAGGAUUCAUUCGUUCUUACCCAUGUGCCCGCAAAGAUAGUGUCACUUUCUGUCUUCAAGCCUCGUCUUCCUCGGGUGCCUAGGUGGCAGCGUCCCAUUGUCAUUGCAGUCAUGUCUAUUCUUCUUUUCGGCUCUCUUUGCAUAGUUUCCUGGUUCCAGCAGUCGCUCAUCAACGCUGAGCGUUCGAUAGCAGUCAGGAAAGGGGAGUGGAUGGUAAAAUAUGGUGCAAUCGCCAAAGCUGAGUCAGAUCAAAUGGUUGAUACUGAGCCCGGCUAUAAACCAGCGAAGCCCCAACAUCACUCUCUCAAAGGUCAGUCGAAGCUUUCAAAACGUGUUGACGAGGAGCAGAAACCCUUCAAGAAAGUCAGUUUUCACAUGACUAAAGAUGAGGAGUUGGCCGCCUUGAUGAGCUUCAUUGUCGGUACCAGCGCCAACGCGCUUCCCCCUAUCGAUCCCGAGAACGAACUUUCUCUUGAAGGAUUCUUACCUUUCAAUCCUCACUCACCCCAUGCCAAGACUGAACUUGAGGAGCUGGUUCGCACCCAAUGGGAAGUUAAUCCCAUCAUGGUUCUGGGUAACAUGCGUGACCCCAUGAUGCGCGAAGCGCGAGCUCUGUUUAAGAAAUACAACGUCAAACCUGCCCCCUUUUAUGUUGACAUCGAUCAACGAUCAGAUUCCGCCCAUCUUUCAGCAACUCUCGAGCACAUUCUUGGCAAGCAAACUGGUCCUUAUGUUCUGCUUGCAGGCAAAAAUAUCGGCAACACGUCCAAGCUUAUUGAGCUUGAGACGAACGGAGCCCUCAUUGAUACUGUCAAGGAAGCAGGAGCUACCAUAGCUAAGAAGUUGAAGAAGAACAAGCAUCAAAGAGAGGAAGAGCGAAAGGAGAACGAGCGAGUUCUGGGUCCUCAACGGAUUGCAGGCGCCUGAGCAUUUUGAUACGGAUUUUGAAUCUAAGUAGCCUUUGAUUAUGUACUUGUACACGGAUUCUUUUUUUCCUUUCGGUACUUUCAUCAUUAGUAGCAAUACAAGCUUCUUUUUCGUUUAUAAUUGGUGCACAGAUAAUAAUGAACAUGCACUCACCUCUUUGA